CAGAAUCGCGGGGGUGGGGAGGGGAAUAUUGGAAUCACGCAAUUUGCUGGGUUGCUCUCUCUGUCUGUCUGUUUUUCGAUCCAUCACUGGCUUGAGCUACUUUUAUUAUUUGCGUGCUCCGUACGGUCUAUCCCCACGCCAAUCUAUCGUCUCAAGAAAUUUUCCGUCCCUGCAAGUCAACUCAACUUGUUGCUGCUUGCUUUUUUAUCUCAAUAGCAUUCGAUUCCUUUUGUUUAUUCUCUUUUGCUUUACUCCUUUUUAUCUAUUAUUAUUUAUUUAUUUAUUAUUCGUUUUUGUUGUUGCAAUUUUUGAGCCUUCUACGUUUCACCCCGCUGCUACCUACGAUCCGUCGUCUUCUUUGUUCACUUAUUAUGCACUGCUACUGCUACUACAAUUUCAGUGUUGUUUAAAUUACAAAACAAUAAACAAUACAAAAUUAUGGAUGGUGAUGAGGCUAGGGUUUCAGUUAAUGCCGCCGAUGAUUUGAAGCCCUCAUACUGGAUUGAUGCUUGCGAGGACAUUCCUUGCGAUGAUUUUCUUCACGAAUAUGUCAAUUGUGAUUCACAUGCCACUGCCACUUUGGUCUCCCAAACCUCCAAUCAGGAGGAGCCUGAUCCUUGUUUUUUUGGUGAGAUUGAUCAUAUUCUUGAAAACAUCAAGAAUGGAAGUAGUGCUCAUCCUCCAUCCACACCCUGCAGCAUCAAUGGACAUGAAAAUCAUGCCUCUUCACCUGUGACAUCUGAAACUUCCUGUCCUUUCAAGGAUCCCAAGUUUAAUCAUCGUAAUGGACACCUGCAUAUGAAUAACAACGUCAAGCCGGGUGAAAGUGGUUUUGGGAGGGCGAGGCCUGAAUGUAAAGGAAAUGGAUACUCCCAGCUUAGUGACAAAGGGAGAUACGGAAAAAGGGCGCGUCUCAGUGAGAGCAGCAUGAAUGAGAGAAGAAACCCUGACAAACCUCUAGGGAGGAAAAGACUUCGUGAGUUUAGUGAUAUUGAUAGGCGAGAUAGGGAUCAAAUUAAGAGAAGAGAACACCAAGGUUGUUUCAGGAGGGAGAGAGAUUGGAAUGAGGGGAGAGGUUAUUGGGAGAGGGAUAAAGAGAGGAAUGAGAUGGUUUUCCGAACAGGUUUAUGGGAAGCUGAUCGGAACCGAGAAGGGAAGCUCCCUUCCGGGAAAAGCCUUGAAUGGAAUGGAGGGCAGGAGAUAAAACCCGAAAAACCAAAGGAACAACCCCCUGAAGAGCAGGCCCGCCAAUACCAAUUGGAUGUUCUUGAACAGGCAAAGCAGAAAAAUACUAUUGCUUUUCUUGAAACAGGGGCGGGGAAAACACUCAUAGCAAUCCUUCUUAUAAGGAGUCUUUACACUGAUUUGCAAAAACAGAACAAAAAGAUACUGGCUGUAUUUUUGGUUCCUAAAGUUCCACUGGUUUACCAGCAAGCAGAAGUCAUUCGGGAGCGAACUGGCUAUCAAGUAGGGCAUUACUGUGGUGAAAUGGGCCAAGAUUUCUGGGAUGCACGCCGGUGGCAACGCGAGUUUGAGACCAAACAGGUUUUAGUAAUGACAGCUCAAAUUUUGUUGAACAUCUUGAGGCAUAGUAUAAUAAAAAUGGAGUCUAUCAAUCUCCUUAUCCUGGAUGAAUGCCAUCAUGCUGUAAAGAAGCAUCCAUACUCUUUAGUGAUGUCUGAGUUCUACCACACAACUCCAAAGGGCAAAAGACCAUCAGUUUUUGGAAUGACUGCUUCUCCUGUUAACUUAAAGGGUGUUUCCAGCCAAGUGGAUUGUGCAAUUAAGAUUCGUAAUCUGGAGAGUAAACUGGAUUCUGUUGUUUGCACUAUAAAAGACCGCAAGGAACUGGAGAAACAUGUGCCAAUGCCAUCUGAAAUAGUAGUGGAGUAUGAUAAAGCUGCUACUUUAUGGUCUCUUCACGAACAAAUUAAACGAAUGGAAGUGGAAGUUGAAUUAGCUGCCCAAUCAAGUUCAAGAAGAAGUAAAUGGCAGUUUAUGGGAGCUCGAGAUGCUGGAGUUAAGGAAGAGUUGCGCCAGGUCUAUGGUGUUUCUGAAAGAACUGAAAGUGAUGGGGCUGCUAAUUUAAUUCAAAAGUUGAGGGCUAUAAAUUAUGCACUUGGUGAACUAGGGCAAUGGUGUGCCUUUAAGGUUGCCCAUUCUUUUCUAACAGCUUUACAAAGUGAUGAGAGACCAAAUUAUCAGCUUGAUGUCAAGUUUCAAGAAUCCUAUCUCAGUAAAGUUGUCUCUCUUUUGCAAUGCAAGCUGACUGAGGGAGCUGUUGCAGAAAGUAAUGCUAGAGUUGAGGACAUGGAUAUUUGUAAGACUCUAGACAGCAACAUGCCUGAUGAGAUAGAGGAGGGAGAGCUUCUCGAUAGUUAUGUUGUAUCUGGUGGAGAGCAUGUUGAUGUGAUAAUUGGAGCUGCUGUUGCCGAUGGAAAAGUUACACCAAAGGUUCAAUCAUUAAUAAAAGUUCUUCUGAACUAUCAGCACACGGAGGAUUUUCGUGCUAUUAUAUUUGUUGAACGUGUUGUUGCUGCUUUGGUUCUCCCUAAGGUAUUUGCAGAGCUGCCUUCACUAAGUUUUGUGAAGUCAGCAAGCUUGAUUGGCCACAAUAAUAGCCAAGAAAUGCAGACUUGCCAAAUGCAAGAAACAAUUGCCAAAUUCCGUGAUGGUCGAGUUAACUUGUUAGUUGCUACUAGUGUUGCUGAGGAAGGUCUUGAUAUACGGCAAUGCAAUGUUGUCAUCCGCUUUGAUCUUGCGAAAACUGUUCUGGCUUACAUUCAGUCUAGGGGCCGUGCUAGAAAGCCAGGGUCUGAUUACAUUUUGAUGGUCGAAAGAGGAAAUUUGUCACAUGAAACCUUCCUAAGGAAUGCUAGAAACAGUGAAGAGACAUUGCGGAAGGAAGCCAUUGAAAGAACUGACAUUAGCCAUCUCAAAGGUGCCUCCGAUUUAGUUUCCACAGAGGUAUUGCCUGGUACAGUUUAUCAGGUGGAAUCCACUGGUGCUGUUGUGAGCUUAAAUUCUGCUGUUGGACUUAUCCACUUCUACUGCUCCCAGUUACCCACUGAUAGGUAUUCAAUACUUCGUCCCGAGUUUAUAAUGAAGCGCCAUGAGAAGCCAGGAGGUCCUUCUGAAUAUUCAUGUAGGCUUCAACUCCCCUGCAAUGCCCCAUUCGAUAGACUUGAGGGCCCUGUAUGCAGCUCAAUGCAUCUUUCACAACAGGCGGUUUGUUUGGAUGCUUGCAAGAAGCUCCAUGAGAUGGGAGCAUUUACUGAUAUGCUCUUGCCAGAUAAGGGAAGUGGCACAGAAUCUGAAAAGGUUGAGGAAAAUGAUGAAGGUGAUCCCCUUCCUGGAACGGCUAGGCAUAGGGAGUUUUAUCCUGAAGGUGUAGCUGACAUUCUCCGGGGUGAGUGGAUUUUGUCGGGGAAGGAUGAUUGUGACAGCUCAAAAUUCUUCCAUCUGUAUAUGUAUGCUGUAAAAUGUGUAAAUGUUGGUUCCUCAAAAGAUCCAUUCUUAACUCAGGCGUCAGAGUUUGCUGUACUGUUUGGCAAUGAGCUGGAUGCAGAGGUAUUAUCGAUGUCUAUGGAUUUAUUUAUUGCUCGUACUGUGAUAACAAAGGCAUCUCUUGUCUUCCAAGGACUAGUGGAGAUUACAGAGACUCAGUUGGCAUCCCUUAAGAGCUUUCAUGUGAGACUGAUGAGCAUUGUAUUGGAUGUUGAUGUUGAGCCAUCUACCACACCAUGGGACACUGCGAAGGCAUAUUUAUUUGUUCCCAUUGCUGGUGGUAAAUCUGGAGAUCCUGUAAAAGGUAUUGAUUGGGAUCUUGUUGAAAAAAUAACUAGAACAGAUGCAUGGAACAAUCCACUUCAAAGAGCACGACCUGAUGUUUUUCUUGGUACUAAUGAACGAGCACUUGGUGGGGAUAGAAGGGAAUAUGGGUUUGGAAAGUUGCGCCAUGGUUUGGCUUUUGGAUUAAAGUCCCAUCCUACAUAUGGCAUUAGAGGAGCUGUAGCACAAUUUGAUGUGGUGAAAGCAUCUGGUUUAGUUCCUAGCAGGCUAACCAUUAAAAUGUGUGAUACUGUGAAAUCAAGCAACAGCAAGCUAGUUAUGUUUGAUUGUUGUUCAAGGGCAGAGGAGCUGAUUGGAAGAAUCGUCACUGCAGCUCACUCUGGGAAAAGAUUUUAUGUUGACUCUGUUCGCUAUGAGAUGACUGCAGAGAGCUCAUUUCCAAGGAAAGAAGGGUAUCUGGGUCCUCUGGAGUACAGUACUUAUGCAGAUUACUAUAAGCUAAAAUAUGGAGUUGACUUGUUGUAUAGACAACAACCUCUACUAAGAUGCCGUGGUGUUUCAUAUUGCAAGAACCUUCUUUCCCCUCGAUUUGAACAUUCAGAAGGUGAAUCUGAGGAGAUUAUUGACAAAACAUAUUAUGUUUUUCUCCCUCCUGAGCUCUGUUUUGUGCAUCCACUUCCUGGAUCCCUGGUUCGUGGUGCUCAGAGAUUGCCCUCUAUAAUGAGGAGAGUUGAAAGCAUGCUACUUGCUGUGCAGCUUAAGGAUAUCAUAAGCUACCCUGUCCCUGCUUCAAAGAUCUUGGAAGCUUUGACAGCUGCUUCUUGCCAAGAGACGUUCUGUUAUGAAAGAGCAGAGCUUCUUGGAGAUGCUUAUUUAAAGUGGGUUGUUAGUCGAUUCCUUUUUCUCAAGUAUCCCCAAAAACAUGAAGGUCAACUUACCAGAAUGCGGCAGCAAAUGGUCAGUAAUAUGGUGUUAUAUCAGUUUGCCUUGAACAAAGGACUUCAGUCAUACAUUCAAGCAGAUCGGUUCUCUCCAUCAAGAUGGGCUGCCCCUGGUGUUCCACCUGUGUUUGAUGAGGACACAUAUGAAGGAGAAUCAUCCUUAUUUGAUCAUGAAAUACUUAAUGCAACUAGAGCAGAAACAUACCAUGAUGUUGCUGGAUAUGGAGAUGAGGAAACAGAAGAUGGUGAGCUUGAGAAUGAUUCAAGUUCAUAUCGUGUUCUCUCUAGUAAGACACUGGCUGAUGUUGUGGAAGCACUUAUUGGUGUGUAUUAUGUUGAAGGUGGAAAGCAUUCAGCAAACCACUUAAUGAAAUGGAUUGGAAUUCAGAUUGAUUUUAAUUCUAACGAUAUUAACAACAAAAUUUGCCCAAGUAACAUUCCCGAGAAUAUACUAAGGAGUGUUGACUUUGAGGCACUGGAAUGUGCUUUGAACAUUAAGUUCAAUGAUAAAGGUCUACUGGUUGAAGCAAUUACUCAUGCUUCACGUCCAUCUUCCGGAGUGGCUUGUUACCAACGACUGGAGUUUGUAGGUGAUGCAGUAUUGGACCAUCUUAUUACUAGGUACUUGUUCUUCACAUACACAGAUUUGCCACCGGGACGUUUGACUGACCUGCGAGCUGCUGCUGUGAAUAAUGAAAACUUUGCACGUGUUGCUGUUAAACGUAGCCUUCACGUACACCUUCGACAUGGAUCUAGUGCUCUUGAAAAGCAGAUUCGCGAUUUUGUUUUUGAAGUGCAAAAUGAACUGUCAAAGCCAGAAUUAAACUCUUUUGGAUUAGGGGAUUGCAAAGCUCCCAAGGUUCUUGGUGACAUUGUUGAAUCAAUUGCAGGGGCUGUUUUUCUUGAUAGUGGCUGUGACACAGCAGCUGUAUGGAGGGUGUUUCAACCCUUAUUGGAUCCAAUGGUGACUCCAGAAACACUUCCAAUGCAUCCAGUUCGAGAACUGCAAGAACGGUGCCAACAACAAGCAGAAGGCCUGGAGUAUAAAGCUUGUAGGAAUGGAAACAUAGCUACUGUUGAGGUUUAUGUUGAUGGUGUCCAGGUUGGAAUUGCUCAAAAUCCUCAAAAGAAAAUGGCUCAAAAACUGGCUGCUAGGAAUGCCCUUGUUGCAUUGAAAGAGAAGGAGGCUGCUGAAGCCGCCGCCAAUAAGGUUGAAGAUGAGGAGGAGGGGAAGAAUAAGAAAAAUUGCAGCCAAACGUUUACAAGACAGACAUUGAAUGAUAUAUGCUUGCGUAGAAAUUGGCCAAUGCCAUUGUAUCGAUGUGUCCAUGAGGGUGGUCCUGCACAUGCAAAGAGGUUUACGUUUGCAGUACGUGUAAAUACUUCCGAUAGAGGAUGGAUAGAUGAAUGCAUCGGAGAGGCUAUGCCGAGUGUGAAGAAAGCCAAGGAUUCUGCUGCAGCAGUUCUCUUAGAGCUCAUAAGUAAAUGGUACUCCUCAUGAUGAUGGUGAAGAAUUUGGAGUGACCUGGUUGGUAAUUGGCAGUCUCGUCUAACCCUUCAUUCUCUCAUCUACAGGAAGUUGUAAAAACUCCCCACUAAACCCUAGCACCUAGGCUCUAAUAAUUCGAUGGAUGAUUCUAGCUAGAUUCCAAAUCUCAAGAAUUUCCUUCCUGAGAAGAUCCUAUUUAUGUAUCUAGUACGACUAACUUGUCCAAUUCUAUUGCAAAUCUGAAAGAAAUUUAUUAGAUUAUGAUAA
Ipomoea nil (Japanese morning glory) is the source of this 6489-nucleotide messenger RNA. RefSeq names its product endoribonuclease Dicer homolog 1. The record is from RefSeq and is a predicted model, not a curated record. NCBI's taxonomy places the organism in Eukaryota, Viridiplantae, Streptophyta, Magnoliopsida, Solanales, Convolvulaceae. Gene Ontology annotation, molecular function: ribonuclease III activity; RNA binding; protein binding. Gene Ontology annotation, cellular component: cytoplasm; nucleus. Gene Ontology annotation, biological process: siRNA processing. The transcript is spliced from 20 exons. The coding region runs from base 439 to 6234 and encodes 1931 amino acids.